CAGUCGGCUAUCACCAUGAAAUUCAUUGUCCUCCUCGCUUUGACUAUUGCAUCCGUUGUGGAUGCUUGGCAUCAUCCUAUGCCUUACGGUCCCAAUCCAUACAGCUACCAACAGGCGAAUUAUGGACAACAGCCAGUAUCUAACUACCCAAUGGGAAAUUAUCAACGUCAACCCAACUACCCCAUGGCGAAUUAUCAACCGCAACACAACUACCCCACGGCAAAUUAUCAAUCGCAAUUCAACUACCCCAUGGCGAAUUAUCAAUCGCAAUUCAACAACCCCAUGCAAAAUUAUCAGAGGCAGCCGGCUCAAGUCUACUACGUUCAUCACGUCAUUCCUUAUUUGCCAAAUGCCUUUGAUUUCGAUCUGUCCGACUUCAAACCAGAAACUGAAUCCAACGAUAUGGGAUUUCGGACUGACAGCGAAGAGUUUGACGGCAUGAGCGAUGACGAGAUCGACGAGAGGGUGUUUUACCUGCAGACCAACACGCCCUACAAGAGGUUCAACAAUUUUCUCCAAACGAUGCAUAACCUGAGGAAUCAGUACAGACGAAGAUGGAAAAAUGCACUCAGGAAGAAUCAACAAGUUACUCUUAACGAUGAUCGCUAUUGAUCAAUUUGUUGGCUCAAAUUAUUAUUAUGUUUAACUUAUGACUGAUGGGAAAAGAACCUGCCAAUUGGAUCAUACUGUCUUAUUCAUUCAGGUGUAUCUCGUUUAAUUUUUAAAACAUUAAUCGCACAAUAAACGUUAUUCAAAAA
This is a messenger RNA of Daphnia carinata, 758 nucleotides long. RefSeq lists its product as uncharacterized. NCBI's taxonomy places the organism in Eukaryota, Metazoa, Arthropoda, Branchiopoda, Diplostraca, Daphniidae. The transcript has 2 exons. Bases 16 to 612 code for a protein of 198 amino acids. The record is from RefSeq and is a predicted model, not a curated record.